AUGUUCUUCACUCGGACAGCUGCAAGAAGCUUCGCCGGAGCUCGUGCUUUCUCGACGGCGCGCGUGUAUCGGGCGGAAUUGUCUUACCAAGUUUACGGCCCCGAAAAGGAGGAAGUGACUCGCGAUCCUAUUCUGUUCCUGCAUGGACUUUUCGGGUCUAAACAAAACAACCGGAGCAUCAGCAAAGCCUUGGCUCGAGACUUGAAAUGUCAAGUUUUCACACUGGACCUUCGCAACCAUGGAGAUUCCUUCCACUCCCAAGAGCAUAACUAUAGUGUUAUGGCCAAGGAUGUGCAGGAAUUCAUUGCGCAACAACAAUUACCAAAAUGCGUCCUUAUUGGCCAUUCUAUGGGCGCGAAGGCUGCUAUGACGGUUGCUCUCCAAUCACCAGAAAGUGUCUCCGCCUUGAUCCCCGUCGACAAUGCGCCGUUGAAUGCCGCACUGAAGAGUGACUUUCCAAAGUAUGUUCGAGGCAUGCAACAUGUCGAAAGAGAGCAAGUUUCAAAGCAAUCUGAUGCAAACAAGAUCCUUGAAGACUACGAGGAAUCUCUUCCAAUCCGCCAGUUCCUUUUAACAAAUCUCAUCCGUUCCAAGGACGGACAUAAAACACUGAAGUUUCGAGUUCCGCUCGAUGUAAUAGGGCGUUCGCUCGAUAACAUGGCGGAAUUUCCCUUCAGCGAGUCUGAUAAUAUCCAGUAUAAUGGGCCUACCCUUUUCGUUAGAGGCACCAAGUCUGGAUAUGUCUCCAAUAACACUAUUCCCGUUAUCAAGAGAUUCUUUCCGAAUGCUCAGAUUUCAGAUGUUGAUGCUGGACACUGGUUGAUUUCUGAAAACCCCGAGGCUUUCCGACAGGGUAACUAUGACCCAAACUCUCAACUUGCUUAG
Messenger RNA from Penicillium angulare, 885 nucleotides. RefSeq lists its product as uncharacterized. Bases 1 to 885 code for a protein of 294 amino acids. The record is from RefSeq and is a predicted model, not a curated record. The transcript is spliced from 5 exons. Gene Ontology annotation, cellular component: mitochondrion. NCBI's taxonomy places the organism in Eukaryota, Fungi, Ascomycota, Eurotiomycetes, Eurotiales, Aspergillaceae.